AUGUCCCUUUUGGUUUUCCCAGACUAUUUUGCGGACCACAUGGGAGACUACGAAGACGUCUUGGCCUCACUGGAGACACUGAACCUCUCCAUCCUGAAGGCAAUGGACUACACUAAACAGGUAUAUGAGAGCGGCAGCAACGUGGACCAGUUUGUGACCCGUUUCCUGCUGAAGGAGACUGCGAACCAGACCCAGUCACUGCUGAGCUCUGUGGAGAGUGCUGUGGAUGCCAUCGAUGAACAAACCAACCCCGCCAGGCACUACCCCAGCAAAGCUGGCCACGGUCUGAUGGACAGCUGGUACAACAGCCCUGUGCCCAGCUACUCUCCCAGCAGCCGAAUGGUCCCCAGGGAGCACGGGAAGAGCUUCCAGACUGGUUCCCCUGACACCAAGGCGGAGGGGCUGGAGGGGCAGAUCAACAGGCUGGCCGAGCUGAUUGGCAGGCUGGAGGACAAGACUCUGUGGUUUGACCUGCACCAGCGGCUGUCAGACAGCGAGAGCACAGCUUGCACGUACCUCCUCCUGGUGCGGGAUGAGAUGACGGUGUCGCACAAGCACCUGGGCGAGUUUUGCAGCUCCCUGAAGCAGUAUCUGAAGAGUGUGGCUGGCGAGCGGGACUGCUUCCAUGUCACUGCGGUGAAGCUGCCCGACGGAGUCACCUUCAUCAUCUAUGAGUUCUGGGAGACUGAGGAAGACUGGAAGAGGCAUCUGCAGAGUGCCACCUUCAAGGGCUUCCAGCACGUCAAAGUGGACACGCUGAGCCAGCCUGAGGCUGUCUCCAGUGUGGCUGUGCCAGCUGCUUGGUGCACCCUGAGCCGAGAGUGACUGCCUGUGCCGGGGCCCUCCAGCACCUGUCCCCGCUGCGCGGUGGCCGUGAGCGCCUGCGUGGCUGGAAGGUGUCAGUGUGACUUGUCUGCGGUGAAGGAAAUGCCCAUGUGUGUUCCCAGCAUUGCACAGGCCGUGUCCCCCCCAGAUACCCCAUCACCUGGGUCACCUCUCCCUGGAGUGGGGUGGUCUCUGGUGGGGGGAGUGACCCUCUGGGGCCUGCCAGGGAGGGGCUGGCAGGGUUUGGGGGGGACACCUGUAGGCAUGGGCAGCCAGGGAGCAGGGGAGCCGGGUGUGGGCAGCCAGGGGAUGGGGAGGAGCAGGAGUGUGACUGGGAAGCUGGAGCCCGCUGGAGUGGGGUAAGCUGGGGGUCCCUGCUAGUCCCCAGGGCCACCCAGGGAGGGGCAGAGGGGUGAAGCUGUGCCAGGCACAGUGUUUGUGUGUCACAGGGAUGGGGGGCGGAGUGGCGGCAAAGGGGGGUGUCCCUGUUCCCAGGGUGCCCCUCUCUCCUGUGUGUGCAGGUGGUCCCGAGGGGUUUCCUUUGUGUGUGCACACUGGGUGCCUUGCAGGUGUGGGGGUGGCUGCUCCCCCCCCUUCCCAGCGUCUGUACAUCUGUCCAUGUGCCUGUCCGUCUGUGUGUGUGCAGUGCUCGCUGCCUGUCCUGCCCCCACCCCACCUUGCCCGUGGGUCCCUCCGGCCACGUAGUGCAGGGCCCUUGCCGAUACCCUGUCCUGUCUUUUAUUAGCUGCUGUACAA
Cuculus canorus (common cuckoo) is the source of this 1581-nucleotide messenger RNA. Its product is annotated as N-terminal EF-hand calcium-binding protein 2. The record is from RefSeq and is a predicted model, not a curated record. Gene Ontology annotation, biological process: regulation of amyloid precursor protein biosynthetic process. NCBI's taxonomy places the organism in Eukaryota, Metazoa, Chordata, Aves, Cuculiformes, Cuculidae. Gene Ontology annotation, cellular component: cytoplasm.